This is a messenger RNA of Xiphias gladius (swordfish), 3950 nucleotides long. RefSeq names its product immunoglobulin superfamily member 22-like. Lineage: Eukaryota; Metazoa; Chordata; Actinopteri; Istiophoriformes; Xiphiidae. The transcript has 26 exons. The record is from RefSeq and is a predicted model, not a curated record. Gene Ontology annotation, molecular function: protein binding. Bases 54 to 3935 code for a protein of 1293 amino acids.
CUUCCACAAGCUCCACCAAGCUGCGAAAAGUGUCACAGGGCUUGUCAAGGACCAUGGCAGAGCACCCCGGGCUUCAGCGUAAGACCUCAGCUGUGGUGGAGUCCUUCAGCCAGGUUCAGAAAUCCUCCCAUAUCCCCGAGGGAGAUUCUGUCCCAGAUUUUGAGGAGAAGCUGCGCCCCAUCACUGCCCAAGAGGGUGACAACGCAGUCUUCAGGGCCAAAGUGAUGGGGGAUCCCCGGCCCAGUGUUAGCUGGGAACGAGCCAGCGGUUGCCCACUGUCUGAUGCAACUAAACCUUUCUAUGACAACAUCAACAAUCAGCAUAUACUCAAGAUCAAAAACUUGGCCCUGGAGGAUGCUGAUGUCUACAAGUGCAUUGCUUCUAACAAGCACGGAGAAGCCAUUUACUCCAUAUCCCUCAUUGUUACAGAAAAUCCGGCGUUGGACUUCAAAAAGAUGCUGAAGAAACGAGCUCCAGCAAGUGUGGAGAAAAGAGAGAAGAAGCCACCUACAGAGGAGGAGAUGUUAAAGAUCCUGUCUGGAGCCGAAAAGAAGGACUACGAGAGGAUCUGUGCCGAGUACGGCUUCACUGACUUCAGAGGCAUUCUUAAGAAGCUGAAGGAGAUGAAGAAGAAAGUGGAGGUGGAGAUGGUGCGUGUGUUGAAGCCCCUGGAGGACAUUACUGCCAACACUGACACCAACGUCGUCUUCGACACCAUCCUGGAACUGAAGGAUCCAAACAUCAGGAUGCAAUGGUUUCUGGGCACGGAGCUGCUUCGGAUCCAGUACUCUCAUGGGAAAUAUGAAGUCAAACAGAUGGGAACCAAGCACAUGCUGUGCAUUUCUAGCGUCAGCCGCAGUGACAUGGGUAUCUAUGCUCUGCAGGUUGGAGACAAGCGACUGUCAGCCAGGCUUAACGUUAUAGAUGAACCUCUGAAAUUCCUGUCUGACUUCAAGCCGAAGAAAGUGACAGAGCGCCAGACCGCCAUGUUUGAGGUCCGUCUCUCCAAGAAGACAGAUGCACCGCUCAUCUGGAAGGUAAAGGGAAAGGAAGUAAAAAGAGAUGAAAAGUUCGACGUGUCCUUUUCUGAGGAUGGCCUGACCUACACUUUGAAGAUUAAAGAUGUGAAAGUCAGUGACACUGGAGACUACACCAUCAGCAUUGGAGACCUCACUGCCACUGUGCCGCUUUUCAUUGAAAGGAUUCCCAUCAAGUUUACCAGCCACUUGAAGAAUGUCCGUGUGCAGGAGAGAGGUAAGGCCCGCCUGGAGUGCGAGAUGAGCUCCAAGGACGUGCACAUCCGUUGGCUGAAGGAUGGGUGUGACAUCACAGCGAGCCGUCGCUACAUCUUCGUGCGUGAGGGCAAGAGGGCCGAGGUUAUCAUCGAGGACUGUGAGCUGACAGACGGGGGAGAGUACUCUGUCGUCUGCACUCAGGACAACGACACACACCAAUAUGUCGCUUCUGCCAAUCUAACCGUGGAUGAGCGUUUUGCCUCAGUGAAGAGUGGUAUGUCAGAUGCUCAGUGUCCUACAGGCUCCCCUGCAGAGCUGUGUGUUGUUCUUGAUGAUGAGAAGGUGGUUGGAGUGUGGCUGAAGGAUGGAGUGGAGAUUUCAGAACUGAGUGGGGUUCAGGUGCUCAAACAGGGAGCCGUCCACAAGCUAAUCUUCUCUGGUGUGACUGAUGCCCAUGAGGGCAAGUACACCUUCAGAGCCAAGGGGGCUGAGAGUGAGGCUGCGCUCACUAUUUCAGACCCACCAGAGAUUGAUUCCUCUGUGUUGGACUUGUUGGGGGCCCGACCUGUGACUGUGAAGGCAGGCCAGACAGCCACCAUAAAGAUUCCCUUCAAAGGCAAACCGCUUCCCAGGGUAACCUGGUACAAGGAUGGGGUGGAAGUCACGGAGGAUGCGAGAACGAAGGUGGAGAGGACAGCUGACGGCACUUCCCUGGUGCUCAGCAGAUGUUUGCGAGAAGACAGCGGCGCAAUUAUGCUCCGUCUGAAGAGUGACUGUGGCACCGCUGUUGCCAACCUGCAUCUGAAUGUGAUUGACCAUCCAAAGCCUCCUCAAGGGAAAGUAGAGUUUCUAGAGCUAUCAGGAAAGUGUAUCAAGAUGAAGUGGAAGGCUCCACGGGACAAUGGGGGUAAGCAGGUGACUAGCUUUGUGAUCGAGCGGCGUGCAGCAGGUAAGAAGUCCUGGACCAGGGCUGGCAAGGUGGACAGCAGCACCACCGUCUUCAGCGAUGACGAAGUAGAGGAGGGCCAGGCGUACCAGUAUCGCAUCAGAGCUGUCAACGCGGAGGGAAUGAGCGAACCUCUCGAGACUGAGGAGGUGCGUGCUGGAGAGCCCAUAGAGCCUCCAGGCACAGCGUCCCAGCCCCAAGUGUCUAACAUAACUAAGAACACGAUGACAGUGAGUUGGACGCCUCCACCCCACGACGGAGGAGCCCCAGUUCUUGGCUACAUUCUGGAGAGGAGGAAGAAAGGCAGCAAUAUGUGGUUGCAGGUCAAUAAGGAGCUGCUCACAGAUACAAAAUUCUCUGUAGAUGGACUGGUGGAUGAUAUGGAAUAUGAAUUCAGAGUCACCAGCGUAAACAGGGCUGGAGCAGGCAGUCCUAGCACGGUUUCUAAUGCUGUGCUGGCCAAAGACCCAACACGUGCUCCUGGCCUGGUGAGGAACCUUUGUGUGUCUGACUCCACAAACUCCUCCAUUUCUCUGAGGUGGACUCCUCCAGAGCAGGGAGACGAACCCUCUGGCUACAUCCUAGAGGUGCGCCCCGAAGAUGCUAAAGAGUGGAUGAAAGCCACUAAGAUCCCCAUCGCUGGUACUGCCUUCACCAUUGGAGGACUUCAGGAGCGGAUGAAGUACCACUUCCGUAUUCGGGCUGUCAAUGAAGGAGGGUUGGGGAAGACCAUUGAGCUGAUGGAGGGUGUAGUGGCCAUGCCUCCACCUGUGGCACCCAGGUUUGAUCUCCAGGGAAAACUGAAGAACCAGAUGGUCGUCCGAGCUGGAACGGGACUUUGCCUUCACAUCAGCUUCAGUGCUUCACCUCCCCCGGUGGUAACCUGGUUCAAGGAUGGUGUCCUCACUAAAGGAAGGGAAGUCAUCACCAAGAACAAGUAUAACUCCCAGUUCCUCAUUUCCUCCUCUCAGCGAUCUGACUCUGGUGUCUACCGUGUCCACCUGAAGAACAAUUAUGGAGAGGCUCACUAUGAUGUUAAUGUGAGGGUUACAGACUUUCCGCGAUCCCCAAAGAACCUCCGCCUGGAAGAGGAGGUCCCCGGUACGGUGACUCUGCAGUGGGAUCACUCUCCAGACCUGGCUGACGACGAUGAGGGAGCACAUUAUGUCAUCCUCAAACGAGACACCAGCACUGCCUCCUGGUUCACUGUGGCUGAGCGUGUCUUCAGCAGCAAGUACACUGUCACUGGACUGCUUCCUGGGAGGAAGUACUACUUCAGGGUCAUUGCUCAAAACUCUAUUGGGGACAGCGAUCCCUUGGACUCAAAGGAACCUCUCAUCAUCGCCAAGGAGAAAGAGUGCGUCAGCAGCCUUCGGUUGAAAGAAUAUGCCUCACCACCACGUCAGGUAAAGCCUACAUUCCUGCUGCCGCUGAAGGACCACACUGUUCGCCGAGGACAUGACUGCACCAUGACCUGCGCCUAUCAGGGCAUGCCAGCUCCACAGGCCUGCUGGUAUAAAGGCGAAUUGAAGAUCUCUGAUUCCCCUCGGUUCUGGCAUAGCACAGCCAAUGGAGUGUGCACCCUGGUCAUCCCCACCUGUGGAGCGAAAGAUGGUGGAGAAUACACACUGGUGCUGGAGAACCAUCUGGGGAUGGCCAAAUGCUCCUGCAACUUGGUGAUCUUUGAUACGGAUGACAAGGGUCUGUUGGAGAGCCUGACCAACCAGGCAAACAAAGAGAAGCUUAUUUUGUGAGAAGUCUGCUUGAAC